AUGGGGUCAAUGGUAGACCCGACGGACACGGCGGUCCCUGACCUGUCGGACCAACAAUACGCCUAUUUCAAUUCCGUACCUUGGUGCGCCAGGCUCCUCUCAGACAAGAGAUACUCCACGGUACCUUCGAGGUUCGGGCAACCUUCGCCCGACACUCGAGGGGAUUUUUUUACACGUACGCUGGCGACGGACAAUACGAUCGUGGCGUGUUUGUAUCAAGAACGGAGGGUGAAUGGCAACGAUGAAAGGUUAGAGUCAGGGCUAGAGUCGAAUGGCUCAACAAAACCUCAACAACAAGACCAAAGAAUUUCCAACGUCGAAGAAAUCAGGGCUUUCCUUGCCACCGCCUCAGGAGUGAAUGGUUUCCCAGGUGUGGCUCACGGUGGAUUUGUGGCCGCAGUCAUAGACGAGACGAUGGGUUAUUUGAUCAAGGCUCACCUGAGGGCUUCGGUCACCGAGGUCGCUCCUCCUCCUGGAAAGGCAAAAGUGACAAUGGUACCGUUGACUUCUUCGGAUACCACCGCCGCCGUCAUGACUGGCGAAUUGACCAUCCGAUACAAGCGACCCGUGCCGACAGGGGAAGUCUUGCUCGUGAGGACUUGGGUCGAGAAGAUUGAAGGAAGGAAGACUUACGCAAAGGCUGUCGUGGAGGACGGUGAGGGAACGGUACUCACAGAGGGAACGUCAGUGUUUAUCGCUCUAAAACAUGGAAAGACACCGCAGACGAGGCGAGUUGCGAAGAUUUGACAUCAUUGAGACGAGACGAGACGAGACGGCGGGAGACGGG
Molecule: messenger RNA, 787 nt
Organism: Exophiala oligosperma
Lineage: Eukaryota; Fungi; Ascomycota; Eurotiomycetes; Chaetothyriales; Herpotrichiellaceae
Exons: 1
Coding region: 1-747 (248 amino acids)
Source: RefSeq, a predicted model, not a curated record